Molecule: messenger RNA, 1104 nt
Organism: Xenopus tropicalis (tropical clawed frog)
Lineage: Eukaryota; Metazoa; Chordata; Amphibia; Anura; Pipidae
Gene: cd9
Product: CD9 protein
Biological process (GO): cell differentiation; nervous system development
Cellular component (GO): plasma membrane; membrane; extracellular exosome
Molecular function (GO): integrin binding
Source: RefSeq, marked provisional
CACCGAUCCAACAACUUCAUCAAAGUUCGCCAGCCGGAAAGUGCCACCAUGCCCGUCAAAGGGGGGAUCAAGUGCAUCAAAUACCUUCUGUUUGCCUUCAACUUCAUCUUCUGGCUCGCUGGAACGGCAGUCCUGGGAAUCGGGUUAUGGCUUCGGUUCGACCCCCAAACAAAAGCUAUGUUCGAGGCUGACCAGAAUACUGGCGCAUUCUAUACUGGUGUCUACAUUUUGAUUGGUGCCGGUGCUCUUAUGAUGUUGGUUGGAUUUCUGGGAUGCUGUGGUGCAAUUCAGGAAUCGGAAUGCAUGCUGGGAUUGUUUUUCGCGUUCCUCCUGGUUAUCUUUGCUGUUGAAAUUGCAGCAGGCAUCUGGGGAUUCACAAAUAAGGACAAGGUCGUUGACGAACUAAAGACAUUUUACAAGGAUACGUAUACAAAGUACAUGAAAAGCAAUGACAAUGCCUUAAAGGACACCCUAAAAGCAAUACAUUUGGCUUUGAAUUGUUGUGGAAUGACAGGAGUACUUGAGGCAACCGUAACGGACAUAUGCCCUAAUAAUCAAGGAAUAGUCGGUGCCCUCUCCGCACAGUCAUGUCCAGCUGCCAUAGAGGAUGUUUUCACCACCAAGUUCCAUAUAGUCGGAGCAGUAGGAAUUGGAAUUGCUGUGAUCAUGAUUUUCGGAAUGAUCUUCAGCAUGGUGCUGUGCUGCGCCAUCCGGAACAACAGAGAGAUGGUAUAAUCAAAACCCAAGCGGAAAGAUCCUUUCAGAGGAGGGAUUGUACCAAGAAUUUUAGUGUUCUGAAAACAUUUUUCUAAAAAACAAAAAAAAUAAAAUAAAAUUGUCGUCCUGCGUUUUUGCUCAUUUUAAUGCAACUUUUUUUUUUUUUUUUUUAAAGAAAAAAAGCUUUUGUCAGUAUGUCAGAUAUAUAAACCAAUGAUACAAUGGUACAUGAUUUGUUGAUAGGUUCAAAGCAUAUAUAUAUAUUGUAUAACUACAGGAGUGUAUUCAGAUUUUUGUCUUUCACUUUCUUUUUAAUAGUAAUCAAGAUAUAACUUAUGUUGAACAUAAUUUGGUACAUAUUAAAACAAUAAAGUUAUAUACAGUUAA